GACACGCGCUCGCUCUGCCUCCCCGGCCGGCCCCCAUCGCCGCCGCCACCCCCGACGCCCCAAGGGUCCCGAAUCCGGAAAGUGAGCCUGGCGGCCCCAUGCCGUCCCUCCUGCUCCUCGGGACCCUCCUGCUCCUGGCCUCGACCGCCCACCAGGCCGGGGCGCGCCCGUCCAACGCCACAAGCGCCGAGCCGCCGGGCCCGCUGCCCGCCCUGCUGGCGCACCUGCGGCGCCUGACCGGGGCGCUGACCGGCGGCGGGGGCACUGCGGGCCCGGGCGCCAACGGCACCAGGACCAGCCCCGCGAGCGGGACAGGCGCGGCGGCGCGGGCGCCCCCUCCCGCCGAGCUCUGCCAUGGAUAUUACGACGUCAUGGGCCAGUACGACGCCACCUUCAACUGCAGCACGGGCUCCUACCGCUUCUGCUGCGGCACCUGCCACUACCGCUUCUGCUGCGAGCAUCGCCACAUGCGCCUGGCGCAGGCCUCCUGCUCCAACUACGACACGCCGCGCUGGGCCACCACGCCGCCGCCGCUGGCCGGGGGCGUCGGGGGUGCUGGGGGUGCGGGAGGGGGGCCCGGUCCCGGCCAGGCCGGGUGGCUGGAAGGGGGCCGGGCGGGAGGCGCAGCGGGGCGCGGGGGCGAGGGCCCCGGGGGCAGCACGGCCUACGUGGUGUGCGGGGUCAUCAGCUUCGCCCUGGCUGUGGGCGUCGGCGCCAAAGUGGCCUUCAGCAAGGCGUCCCGUGCGCCCAGGGCGCAUCGGGAGAUCAACGUGCCCAGGGCUCUGGUGGACAUUUUGAGACAUCAGGCUGGGCCCGGGACCCGACCGGACCGGGCACGAAGCAGCUCCUUGACCCCAGGGGUCGGAGGCCCCGACAGCAUUCCCCCAAGGACGCCCAAGAACCUCUACAACACCGUGAAGCCCUCCAAUCUCGAUAAUCUACACCACAAUUACCUGCACCUCAACGUCAACAGCCCCAAGCACCAUGCCGCCACGAUGGACUGGCGCGCCGCUCCGCCACCCAGCCCCUCCUUGCACUACUCCACACUCUCCUGCUCACGGUCCUUCCACAACCUCUCGCAUCUGCCCCCGUCCUACGAGGCCGCUGUGAAAUCCGAACUCAACCGCUACUCCUCCCUCAAGAGACUGGCCGAGAAGGAUCUGGACGAGGCCUACCUGAAGCGCCGGCCCCUGACAGAGAUGCCCCGCGGGACGCUGCCCCUGCACGCGCUGCGGCGGCCGGGCACUGGGGGCGGCUACCGCAUGGACGCCUGGGGCGGCCCGGAGGAGCUGGGCCUGGCGCCUGCGCCCAACCCGCGCCGGGUCAUGUCCCAGGAGCACCUGCUGGGCGACGGAGGCCGCUCGCGCUACGAAUUCACCCUGCCGCGCGCGCGCCUGGUGUCGCAGGAGCAUCUGCUCCUGUCGUCGCCCGAGGCCCUGCGCCAGAGCCGGGAGCACCUGCUGUCGCCGCCGCGAAGCCCAGCGCUGCCCCCAGAGCCCGGCGCCCGCGCCGGCCUGGCCGCAUCCCACUCCAACCUGCUGCUGGGCCCGGGAGGGCCGCCCACGCCGCUGCACGGGCUACCCCCACCGCCCGGCCUGCACGCGCACCACCACCACGGCCUGCACGGCUCCCCGCAGCCCGCCUGGAUGUCGGACGCCGGCGGGGGAGGGGGCACGCUGGCGCGCAGGCCGCCCUUCCAGCGCCAGGGCACGCUGGAGCAGCUGCAGUUCAUCCCGGGCCACCACCUGCCGCAGCACCUGCGCACCGCCAGCAAGAACGAGGUGACAGUCUGAGGCCAGGCCCCGGGGCUGGCGGGCUGCGGCCUCGCAGGCCCCCACCCCAGCCGGGAUCCCCCAACACACUCAAGGGGCCUGGGACCCGGGAGCAGCCCGUGCGCGG
Messenger RNA from Mustela erminea (ermine), 1899 nucleotides. RefSeq names its product shisa family member 7 (gene SHISA7). Bases 99 to 1793 code for a protein of 564 amino acids. Gene Ontology annotation, cellular component: postsynaptic density; postsynaptic membrane; AMPA glutamate receptor complex. The record is from RefSeq and is a predicted model, not a curated record. Gene Ontology annotation, biological process: regulation of short-term neuronal synaptic plasticity; regulation of AMPA receptor activity. NCBI's taxonomy places the organism in Eukaryota, Metazoa, Chordata, Mammalia, Carnivora, Mustelidae. The transcript has 6 exons.